CCUGGUUUCAAAGCUUCACAUUUGAUUCACCUAGACUUGCUUUCCCUUCCAUCUUGCGUUUCUUAUUAUAUUACUCGAUGGCUUCAAUCUUGCGCUCGGCGACAGUUCGCGUGUCGAAACGCUCCGUGCCCCCUUGUACCCGCUCGCUCGCCACGCAUUCAUCCAGCUCUGAGCCCGGGAAGCGUAACUUUGCUCAGACUUUGUCCGAGGGACCGUCUUUCGAUGACUUCGUUGCGGGUGAUGUUCCCGAGCGUGUAGUCAUGGGAAACACCAGCCAACCACGGCUUCCUUCAUUCCUCAAGACCUCUAUUCCGACCGGACCUUCGUUUACGAAAAUUAAGAAGGAAUUACGAGGACUUGGUCUGCAUACUGUCUGUGAGGAGGCUCGGUGUCCAAAUAUCGGAGAUUGUUGGGGUGGAAAGGAGGGCGAGUCGGCAGAGGAGGGCAAGAGGGGUGCCACCGCGACUAUCAUGUUGAUGGGCGACACUUGCACUCGUGGUUGCCGGUUCUGUUCUGUGAAGACAUCACGAACACCACCUCCACUUGAUCCGCAUGAGCCAGAGAAUACCGCAGAGGCUAUUAGUCGAUGGGGUUUGGGAUAUAUUGUGUUGACCAGUGUCGACCGUGACGAUCUCGCCGACUCGGGCUCACAUCAUUUCGCCGAGACCAUCCGGAAAAUCAAGCAGAAAGCGCCUCAAAUUCUGGUCGAAGCGCUCACCGGCGACAUGGACGGCAACCUCGACCACGUCGCUGUCGUCGCCAAGUCGGGUCUGGACGUCUACGCACACAACAUCGAGACCGUCGAAGCCUUGACGCCUUUCGUUCGUGACCGAAGGGCUACCUUCAGACGAAGUCUGAGUGUGCUUGAGCGUGCUAAGGCUGAGGGUGUGCGGGUGACCAAGACCAGUAUCAUGCUGGGUGUGGGCGAAAACGAAGAGCAGGUCAUGGAUGCUCUACGAGAACUGCGAAAAGUUAACGUGGACGUCGUGACCUUCGGCCAGUACAUGCGACCUACAAAGCGACAUAUGAAGGUUGACCGAUAUGUCGAGCCGGCUGAGUUCGACAGGUGGAAGCAGGUGGCUGAGGAUAUGGGCUUCCUUUACGUUGCCAGCGGUCCACUUGUGCGGAGUAGCUACAAGGCUGGAGAGUACUUCAUUGAGAAUGUUCUCCGAGGCAAGGGUGCCGAGAAGCAGACGCAGAAGCUGCUCGUGCAGGACGGUCUUCUGGCCCACACUGCGCCCUCCUCUUGAUGCAGAUGGGCAUCUCACUACCUUGACUGUCUAUGUUUAGAUGCUAUCGUACACGCUACGAUCUUUUAUCGAUCGAACUAUGGUAAUGCUAUCCUAUACAGCGCUUCUCAA
Stereum hirsutum FP-91666 SS1 is the source of this 1361-nucleotide messenger RNA. RefSeq names its product Lipoyl synthase. Gene Ontology annotation, biological process: lipoate biosynthetic process. Gene Ontology annotation, cellular component: mitochondrion. NCBI's taxonomy places the organism in Eukaryota, Fungi, Basidiomycota, Agaricomycetes, Russulales, Stereaceae. Gene Ontology annotation, molecular function: 4 iron, 4 sulfur cluster binding; lipoate synthase activity. The transcript is spliced from 7 exons. The record is from RefSeq and is a predicted model, not a curated record. The coding region runs from base 78 to 1250 and encodes 390 amino acids.